AUGAAGGGAAAAUUCUUCUGCUUUCUGCUAGCUUUGCAAAUAUUGAGUUGGGUUUCUACAGCAAGGAGGCCAUUUCUUCCAGCUGAUGGCAUUUCACACCCAGCUCGAGAAGAGGCUCUACAGUCUUCACCACACACUAAAGAAUCAAAAAAGGGUUUGAUUGGCACAGAAGGUAUGUCAGAGACAAGGCAGGAAGCAUAUGAUAGAGGAGUCAGCAAAAUAGGGUCAAGUCCACCAAGCUGUGAGCACAAGUGCUAUGGUUGUGUGCCAUGUGAAGCCAUCCAAGUCCCCAGCACUAGCAGCCAUUUGGGCAUCCAGUAUGCCAAUUAUGAGCCCGAGAGCUGGAAAUGCAAGUGUGGUCCCUCCUUCUAUAGCCCAUGA
Gastrolobium bilobum is the source of this 381-nucleotide messenger RNA. RefSeq names its product EPIDERMAL PATTERNING FACTOR-like protein 6. The record is from RefSeq and is a predicted model, not a curated record. The transcript is spliced from 3 exons. Bases 1 to 381 code for a protein of 126 amino acids. Gene Ontology annotation, biological process: guard cell differentiation; stomatal complex development. Lineage: Eukaryota; Viridiplantae; Streptophyta; Magnoliopsida; Fabales; Fabaceae.